Messenger RNA from Eptesicus fuscus (big brown bat), 779 nucleotides. RefSeq names its product EKC/KEOPS complex subunit LAGE3-like. The coding region runs from base 1 to 576 and encodes 191 amino acids. Gene Ontology annotation, cellular component: EKC/KEOPS complex. The transcript has 3 exons. The record is from RefSeq and is a predicted model, not a curated record. Lineage: Eukaryota; Metazoa; Chordata; Mammalia; Chiroptera; Vespertilionidae.
AUGCAGGCACCAGAGGAGGACGACGACGGCAGGGGCGGCGUGGAAGGUAGUGCCGGGUCACCCAGUGGCCCAGAGGGUGCCGGGUCACCCAGUGGCCCAGAGGGUGCCGGGUCACCCAGUGGCCCAGAGGCUGCCGGGUCAUCCAGUGGCCUAGAGGGCGCCGUGGGCCCUGGGGACCAGAACAACCCCCGAGAGGAAAGCCCUGCCGCUGAGGGAGCCCCCGAGGCCGAGGGGGCCUCGCAAUACUCAGCCGAAGCUGCCGUGGCUUCUACCUCCCACAGCGAUCUAGGAAGCCCAUUGUCGGAGUUCACCCUCACGGUGCCUUUCCUGUCCUACUUGGAAGCGGAGGUGGUCCGUGGAUACCUGAUGGCAGGUGCUGAGACCCACCACGGGAGGGUUCACUGGGACCUGACCGUGACUGGCUGUGACCUAUUUAUCCGAUUAGCUUCUGAAGACCCCGACCUUCUGCAGAUUUCUACUGCUUCAUUGCUCGACCGGCUUUCCAUCGCUGUGCAAAUCAUGCAACACUUUGUCCCUCCGUUUUGUGUUAGGCACCAUCCCCAAAAUGGGUCUUGAGGCCACAGGAGUGUCCCGUCCUAGGAUGUACAUCCUUCCCUGGGACCAUGGUUUUUGCAGUAGCUGCCAUUUUAUUUGGGGGUGUGGGGUUCGUUUGUUGUUUGCCUACACUAGCCCUUGGGCACUCUCUGCCCUCUUGUUUAAUUGAUGCUUAAAUAUUGCCUAACUCAGGUAAUAAAAGUGAGCUACUCUUUUGUAUCUGA